AUGUUUCCACCCAUCCCUCAAGAUUCCUCGCUCGCGCCGCUUCACCUCCUGGUCCUCCAAUUUCUUAACAACACUAAAUGUGCUUACUUUUUUGCUGCCAUUCAAACAGACAAAAAAUGGGAGGAGCUUGUUGCAAAGACUGAAGACGACUUCUUUGCACCCGACCCGGUCAAUUACACGAGCCUCGUCCGAUAUCUGAAAGCCGAUCGGGUGAUUCCAACAACCAGAGGACCACUUGGGGGUCUGCCCUCUUUUAUUCCCCGCUCAGGCUUGUCCGAGGGCCGACCGAGUCUGUUGUUCCUUAACUUGCCAGAAGUGUCCGAGAGUCAGGACCCUCCUAGCACUGCCGACAAGGCGCUUAAGAAGAUUCAUGGACGAUCUUUUCCUUUAAUGGCCUUUUUUGGUGUUUCCGGAUGUGGAAAAACGAGGACGGCUAUCGAGAUGCUCUGCAAGCAGUGGGGCUUCUAUUUCAACGGAAGCAGCACGGACUGGGGUUCUAGAGAUCUCCUUCUGCUUCUUACAUUGGUUAAAGAAAGGGAGGGAUACAAAACUUGUAACUCGGAGACUAACGCUCACGUACACAUCUUGGCGCUGGCUCUUAUUCUUGCUCGCGUCAUGAUCUUGCACCACUGUCUCAACAUCGCAAAACGCGAAGGACUCACAUUUACUUGCAAGCGCUGGAUGCUGUUGCAAGUCGGUUUUCACACGAUGGGUAUCAAGGACCUGUUUGCCAAUCUAUUCAAAUCGAUUGCACGUGUGAUCCACCUUCACUUCGUCGAUAUCGAGUUCAUCAACACCACGGUUACAGGACGGUUCUCCGAUCUGCGCCAGCGCCUUCUGAGCCUCCCCUCAAAUACGCCCUUCCAGAAAUUUAACUACAAGAUCCUUCUUGUGGUUGACGAAGCGCAAAAUCUUGACAAGGAUGGAUUUGGCACCUUCCUCUCACAACAAUGGACCUCAGAAUCUGAUCAAAAAAACACUGCUGCCUCGCACGACGACUAUAAGCGACCGGUCCUCUCCCACCUGACCCACAGGUUUUGCCGGAUCGCUGCCGACGAGAACGAAUUUUGCGUGAUAUCUUGUGGGACUGAUCCCAGUAUUUUCGAUCCACAGCGGCUAGAUGACUCUGCUCCUGUCGCCAAAGGCUGCACAGAACUGCUUGGACCAUUUACCGAUUUCGGUGGUUGGGAAUCGCUCGAACAAGUGCGGAACUAUCGCGACCUUGUGCGUCGCUCGCUGCCAAAUCAGGAAGCCAUGACCAUUUUCGACGCACGUGUGCCGGAUACAUCAACGCCAGAGCUCUUUGACAGCUUUCGCGGACGGUUUCGGCCAAUCGUCUUUGCCAUUGAGCGUAUGAUCAUACUGAGGUCUAACGACGGCGGAAUCAGUUGGAAAUCGGCGAUCAAAGAAACCGAAGAUACGUUGACAUCGACAGAUUCCCCAUAUUAUGGCAAAGAAAACAUCGUCUUCGACAUAGAGCGAAUGAUCGCUCGAGUUGCCUCAUUCCCGGCGCGAUAUACAAAGUACCAGAGCAUAAGAGCUACCCUCUAG
Molecule: messenger RNA, 1551 nt
Organism: Gamsiella multidivaricata
Lineage: Eukaryota; Fungi; Mortierellomycota; Mortierellomycetes; Mortierellales; Mortierellaceae
Exons: 2
Coding region: 1-1551 (516 amino acids)
Source: RefSeq, a predicted model, not a curated record